AUGUCACUACAGUUACCACAUUUUCUGACAAUUGUUUUAUUACGUGCUUAUAUUUUUCCCGUGUACUUUAUUAUAUCAAUAGCUACAGUUACUCGUACAAUUUAACUGACAACUCAUAAUAUUUUUUAAUGAUAUUAUUUUAGUUUAAUAACUGCAAAAAUUAUUAUAAUAAUUAUAUUUAUUUUAAAUAAUCUAAUAAUGCGUUAGAUUAGGUUAUGAGAAACUUGGAACUGCUGUUUGUAUUUUUUUAUUUGAAGGACGCACACAAAUUAUUUUUUCAAGUUAUCAUGUCAUAUACUUGGAGUAAACAUCAUUGAAUUGUAAUAUAAAUAAAUAAAAAGUUCAAAUCUAUGACGUCUGCCAUGAUGAAUAUUUGCAUUAGUCGCUUUGCUAUCCAAAUCUGCAAACGAAAUAAAAGGAUUGAUGGCUGUAAAAAGUAUUUAUCUAGACACAAUUCUACCCAAACUGGUGGCAAAGUGUUAGUACACUUGAAUGAUAGAAGUAUACUACAUAUCAGAGGCAAUGAGACCUCUACCUUUUUACAAGGAUUAAUCACCAAUGAUAUGAAGCAUCUUGAAGAAGGGGCAUCUAACAUCUAUACUCUGUUUUUGAAUACAAAGGGCAGAGUAAUGUAUGAUGCUAUAGUGUACAAGAAUGGGAAAAACGAUUCUUACUAUGUAGAAUGUGAUUCACAAAUUGCAGAAUCUUUACAAAGGCAUUUAAAGAUGUAUCGUGUAAAACGAAAAAUAGACAUAGAGCACAUAGGGGACAAGAUUAAUGUCUGGUCAAUGUUUAAUUCGACUAAAUACUUUGAUAGCAGGACUGUAGUGAAUGAGAAUGGAAAUCGUAAACUGGAAGGGAUGAUAUUUCCUUGUGGAACAUUAAACAGCAAAACCAGCAAAAUUAUUGAUGACAUUAUAAUACAUGAAGAUCCUCGAUUACCUGAUUUAGGUCUCAGAAUUUUGGCUAAAUCACAGAUUGACAGACAUGAGAUAAUUAAGCAUUUAGAUUCCAAUGUUUUAUCAGAGAAUGUCGAGGAUUAUACAGCCUUUAGAUAUAAAUUAGGAGUAGGAGAAGGUAUACAUGAUCUGCCACCUGGAAAAGCAUUGCCUUUAGAAAUCAAUUGCGAUUACUUGCAUGGCAUCAGUUUCCACAAAGGCUGUUACAUCGGUCAGGAAUUAACUGCACGUACUUAUCACACUGGUGUAGUCAGAAAACGUCUGAUGCCUUUAAUGUUUGAUAAUAUCACAAAUAAGUCACUUGCGUACGAUGAAAAAAUCCUCAACGAGUCUGGCAAUGUGAUAGGAAAAUUUCGGGGAUAUUCCGGAAAGUACGGAUUAGGCUUAAUGCGUAUUAACGAAGCUCUCAGCGCUAAUCAGCUUAAUGUAUCUGGUAUAAAUAUAAAAGUAGUCAAACCUGCAUGGUGGCCUCAAGAAGUUCAAAAAGAAAUUAUUUCUGCCAAAGAAACAAAAUAACAUAUUCAAUAAAAUUCAUGCAAUAUAUUAAUAGAU
This is a messenger RNA of Linepithema humile (Argentine ant), 1511 nucleotides long. Its product is annotated as putative transferase CAF17 homolog, mitochondrial. Lineage: Eukaryota; Metazoa; Arthropoda; Insecta; Hymenoptera; Formicidae. The record is from RefSeq and is a predicted model, not a curated record. Gene Ontology annotation, molecular function: protein binding. Gene Ontology annotation, cellular component: mitochondrial matrix. Gene Ontology annotation, biological process: iron-sulfur cluster assembly.